Molecule: messenger RNA, 579 nt
Organism: Ostreobium quekettii
Lineage: Eukaryota; Viridiplantae; Chlorophyta; Ulvophyceae; Bryopsidales; Ostreobiaceae
Source: the annotation of a GenBank genome assembly
AUGUUGCGCAUAUCCCAGGCCUGUGGCUUGGACACCCUGGGUGUGGGCGGGGCCCAGGGGCCCGACGGCGCCUGGUACUUAAGCCUCGCCUUCGGAUGCUCGUCUUCCGAAUCCGCGUGCAAGUGCGGCAUUGUCGCCGACGAUGGAACGGCGGCCCUUGAAGACCCGGCGCCAGAACUGCCGGGGCCGGGUGACGUCAUCACUCAGUCGUCCGUGCCGCUGAUGUCAAGCGUCGGGGAAGCCGCCUUUUUCAAGGGCGACGGGGAGGACCGGUGCCGACAGAACGUGACGGCAGAAUGCUCAAACCGCAACCAACCGAUUUUCGUCGCCGCCCAAUCAGCAAUCGACAAGGACGAGGCCUGCCCAACAGACAAUCUGCUCGGGUCGGGGCUGAGCAUGAGCGAGAUAGCUAACCAGAUUGCCGCCUGCAUCAACGCCUACAGGGAGCUGCCGGACGCUUUCUCGGACGACUUGUUUUGCGAGUACGACUUCAGGCUGGAGGUCGUUCAGCCACCCAGGACGGGGCUGGCGUUUUCAGUUCAGGAGACCCAAGGGCCCGCGCAGCCGCUGGACAUGUGA